Coffea eugenioides is the source of this 1083-nucleotide messenger RNA. RefSeq names its product RNA-binding protein 7. Gene Ontology annotation, molecular function: RNA binding. The transcript has 4 exons. Lineage: Eukaryota; Viridiplantae; Streptophyta; Magnoliopsida; Gentianales; Rubiaceae. The record is from RefSeq and is a predicted model, not a curated record. Bases 142 to 774 code for a protein of 210 amino acids.
AAAGUCGGCGUCGCGAUAAACCCCAUAAAUAUAAUAGUAAUCCGAAAGGAUCUCGAAAAUAAACGUGGUACCUACCGUCCUCAAAAGAAUUAGGGUUCUGGCAACUUGCUCUAACAUCGUCCAGAAAUCAAUUAAUCGCUCAUGGCGGCUGAGAAUCCCAAUUGCACGGUUUACGUCGGCAAUCUAGAUGAGAGGGUAAGUGAUAGGGUACUGUAUGACAUCCUGAUUCAAGCUGGUCGGGUGGUGGACUUGUACAUUCCUCGGGAUAAAGAAACUGAGAAGCCGAAAGGUUUUGCAUUUGCACAAUAUGAAACAGAAGAGGUAGCAGACUAUGCUGUCAAGCUUUUUUCUGGCCUUGUAACCCUUUACAAAAGAACAUUGAAAUUUGCGAUUUCUGGGCAAGACAGGCCCUCAAUGAACUUGCCUAUGGUAAGUUCCUCUCACAAACCGAGGCCUCACCCUGUAGCGUAUAACGAAACGGGCGUUUCUCCAAAUUCCAUGAGGUUAUCGACAUCAUGCAGGUUUCAAGAUCACCAAGUAAACUAUUCACAAGUGCGUGUCACUCCUGGUGUGUCUGUAAACCAGCCAAAUGGGUAUAGAUCCAAUUAUGACAACAAUGAUUAUGAGCAUUCUAAUGGAUAUAGAUCACAUUAUGACAGCAACAAUUAUGAUUACAGUCGAAGAGUGUUUGGGGCAGCAUUGGAUAAUAUUAAUCGCUCUAGGUUGGGCCGAUAUGAUACACGUGAUUCUACCAGUUAUUAUGCCUCGUAUUGAUUUAUAAGUUAGGUGGAUACCAACUAUAACUUUUCAGGUAUGAAGCAACGUUGCAGAUGUGAUAAUUCGGGUAGCAAAGUAGAAGGUUGUAUAUGUAUAGCUCAUGUUUAUGGUUUUAGCAUUUGUGUGUAUCUGCAUCUAUGGUGUUUGUGUUUUAGCUUUUGCACUUAUGAAACCUGAAUUUCUUGGAACUUUAUGUUGUUGUAGCAACGAGGUCAUUUCUAUGUUUGUAAUCUGAAAUUAGAGAUCCUAGUAGUGAUAAUCAGUUGUAAUCAUUCAAUGGAUGACUUAUUCUCUUCUGUUUUAUUC